Molecule: messenger RNA, 1989 nt
Organism: Penicillium angulare
Lineage: Eukaryota; Fungi; Ascomycota; Eurotiomycetes; Eurotiales; Aspergillaceae
Gene: mdv1
Exons: 4
Coding region: 1-1989 (662 amino acids)
Biological process (GO): mitochondrial fission; peroxisome fission
Cellular component (GO): mitochondrion; preribosome, large subunit precursor
Molecular function (GO): protein binding
Source: RefSeq, a predicted model, not a curated record
AUGGAGAAUCAACGCCGUGACGAGUCGCCGUCCGGUCUGUCAGAUAUUGUCGAAGGCGAUGGCUUGCUCGGCACUGGAUUGACGACCCGUCACAUCGAAGCGUUCGGGCGAAAGGUGACCUCAACUGCAGGACACCUGAUCGCGCCGACCGAGCAAAACCCAGGCGCCCAUUAUCAAAUUGCUAUGACGGAUAUCCAUCGCGAACUGCGCCGGCCAACAGCGCAGCGCAAGGUCUUCUCCCUUACCCAGACAACCCCUACCGAUCUCGUGCGCUCGAAGCUGUCGACCUCGGAAAUCCAGUCGCGGGCUCUUUCUUCCCUCCCCGAUGAUCUGCUCGCCAACAUCCCCGAAGACAGUAGCUCCUACUCCCUAUUCCAAGGUUUUCAGGCUACCCUCCCUGAAGAUGACCAUGCACAUAAAAAGCACCGGAGACGUAGCUCCAAAAACACCAAGGCGUUGAAAGAUAGCGAGAGGGGCGGCGCCCUGACCGCGGGUCCGGCUGGGUUGAAGGAGCAACGAAAAACAUUGAGCCGCCGACUGGACUUGAUGGGCAUUCGAAAGAAUAUGUGCAGCGCCGAGAUCCACGAGAUAGAUAACAAGAUUGCCAACCUACACAAAAUGCGCCAGAUCGUUCUUGAUCGAUUGGCCGGCUUGGAAAUGGAUGAAGCGACAUUGGAAGUCGAGUUGACGGAGUUAGAUAAUAAACUAGAAGAUUUGCCAGAAGAGACGCCUGAAUCCUCUGCCACUGACGAAACACCAAAGUCGGCGCAAGAACAGGGAGAUUCUGUUGCGUCCUCGAAUGACCCAGCCAUGGACGCUUCAUUCAUGUCAGAAUCGAUAUACGAGAAACUGCCCGAUACAACACCGACGCCAAAGAGCCUUCGAAGCCGGACUCUAAGAAAACGCUCAAUGCCAAUCCUUCACGAACAUUUCGCUCCGGGAUCCUUAAUUAAGGAAAUCUCAGCACACACCGAUAUGGUCACCGCGAUUGAUUUCGACUUUCCAUUUGGUACAAUGGUCACUGCUGCAUUGGAUGAUACUGUGCGAGUUUGGGAUAUGAACGUGGGUCGUUGUUCUGGUUUCUUAGAAGGGCACCAUGCUUCUGUACGAUCUUUACAGGUAGAAGACAAUAUCGUCGCUACCGGAUCUAUGGAUGCAUCUGUCCGAAUUUGGGAUUUGAGUCGCGCUAGGCCUAGUACCCGUGACAAUGGACGUCUGAACAAACAUGAGCGCGAGGAAGAAGAAUUAUUCGAAAAGCAUUCUUCACCGGUUCCUCCAUCAUCGAAUUUGGAGGAUUGCCAUGUCUUUACACUGGACGCCCAUGUUGAUGAGGUGACUGCGCUCCACUUUAAAAAUAACACACUUAUCUCUGGAUCUGCAGACAAGACUCUGCGGCAAUGGGAUCUUGUUAAAGGAAGAUGUGUUCAAACUUUGGAUAUCCUUUGGGCCGCUACACAAUCAUCGGCAAGCACCUCUGGAGAUGGAACUUGGCGACCAUCCGGCCGACUUCCAGAUGCGUCUGCAGACUUCGUUGGAGCUAUUCAGUGCUUCGAUGCCGCACUCGCAUGUGGAACGGCUGACGGCAUGGUUCGUCUUUGGGAUCUGCGUAGUGGUCAGGUCCAUCGUAGCCUCGUGGGACACACUGGGCCAGUUACAUGUCUACAAUUUGACGACGUACACCUGGUAACGGGUAGUUUGGACCGCAGCAUUCGGAUCUGGGAUCUUCGAAUGGGCUCGAUAUACGACGCGUAUGCCUAUGAAAAACCUAUAACUAGUAUGAUGUUCGAUUCGAAACGAAUCGUGGCUGCUGCCGGCGAGAAUGUGGUCAAGGUCUAUGACAAGGCUGAUGCACACCAUUGGGACUGCGGUCCUGGUGUCGGCGUCGAUGAUGAAGGGCCAUACCCUUCGACUGUCGAGCGCGUCCGACUUAAGGAUGGAUACCUGGUUGAAGGUCGCAAAGACGGCACCAUGGCUGCAUGGACAUGUUAA